Molecule: messenger RNA, 768 nt
Organism: Gongylonema pulchrum
Lineage: Eukaryota; Metazoa; Nematoda; Chromadorea; Rhabditida; Gongylonematidae
Source: the annotation of a GenBank genome assembly
GGGCAUGGGACAUAUCUGCGCGAUGAUCAACUGGUAGCAUCAGUGGCUGGCGCUGUUGAACAGGUCAACAAACUCGUUUCGGUACGACCAGUGAAAAGCAGAUAUAAUGGAGAAAUAGGUGAUGUUGUAAUUGGACGAAUUUUGGAAGUUCAACAAAAACGAUGGAAAGUCGACACGAAUUCUCGACUACAUUCCACGCUGUUGCUUUCGAGUGUAAAUUUGCCUGGCGGUGAAUUGAGACGGAAAUCGGUGGAAGAUGAAUUAAUGAUGCGCGAAUAUCUCAAAGAAGGUGAUCUGAUCAGUUCAUUAUUGAAUUCUUUACAGCUUGCACAAGGGACACUGUUGAAAAUCUCACCUUAUUUAAUAAAGCGACGGAAAUCACAUUUCCAUACACUGCCGUACGGUGUUUCAAUAAUAUUCGGUCGAAACGGGUAUGUUUGGAUCUCGCCAGUUGCUACCGAAGAGCAAAGUGUAACCGGUGGAUAUGUGCAAAAUUUGGAAGAGUUCCUAUUCGUGGUUUUCAUUUGUUUCAAUUUUUCGUCGUUUUCACAGGUGGUGCCAAUGAAAAUCCGGACAGCUAUAGCUCGUGUGGCGAAUUGUGUGAUUAUUCUUGCGAAACAUCACAUCCCUUUGUUCGACACAUCAGUGGUUUAUGCGUACGACGCAUCGAUGGCUCAUGAAGUAAAAGACUUACUAAAAGCGGAGAUUGCGAACAGUAUAGCAGCAGAAACAGCUUUGGAGCUCGAAAAAGCUGUUCAAGAAGUAUGA